This is a messenger RNA of Durusdinium trenchii, 1905 nucleotides long. Lineage: Eukaryota; Dinophyceae; Suessiales; Symbiodiniaceae. The record is from the annotation of a GenBank genome assembly.
GCUUGCUGGUGCGGGUCCUGUCCAGCGAUUCCUGAGUCGUGAUCAAGGAAAGCAUGUGUUCCCACUGUCCUGCGCUUGUCGCAGUGGGCGGUUCAUGAUGGAUCCAGCACUGCUGGAACGCGCGGCAGAGUUGGGCAAUGCUGAGGCACAGUAUGCCCUUGGUGCUGCCCUGCUCACGGGCCACGGAAGGCCAAAGGACCUCUCUCGUGCUGUGGAGCUCUGCCGCCUCGCAGCCAAGCAAAACCAUGCGGCGGCCCAGUGCAACUUGGGCGUCCUCUACGCCCAGGGGCUUGGUGUCGAACAAGACUACGAGAGGGCCAGGAGCUUCUAUGAAGCUUCUGCAAACCAGGGCGAUCCCAAUGGUUGUUUCAACUUAGCUUUGCUCUAUGCAGAAGGCGUUGCCUGCGACAAAGACUUCGCCAAGGCCGCCUCCUUGGCGCGCUCAGCACGAGAUUUGGGGCACCCCGAGGCCGCGGCGUUCCUCGAGACGUUACCGGGACAAGACGAGGCCGGGGGCGGGACCGUGUCGGUCGGGGACGGCCUAGUGGGACCCAAAGGGAUACUAGUAUGGAUUAUUACUAUUCUUAUGCCUUAUUUGUUUAUUUAUUUAUAUAUAUAUAUGUUUAAAGUUUGUUAUGUUUUUUUUUUUUUAUUUUGAUUUUUGUUGAGUCGAAUUGGUGCUUUAUAAUAGCUUUGCAGUAGAUAAAGCAUGGAUAACUAACUGCCUAAUUACUACUUCAAGAUCUUUAAGGUGACUAAUCAAAUUCCUGUACUUGGCUUUGUAAGGCUUUGGCCUUGCUACGGCCAUGGUGACCAGGCUCGGAGAUUCUCGCCCUCGUUGGGGGGGGACCUGUUGGGGCCUCAAACAAUCCGUUUUUUCCCAAAGGUAGCUUCCAAGAUCUUCAAAGCUAUUUUUCUGCUUCCGGCGGUGAAGCUUUGCUCCGCUUCUGGUGGUGUUUCCGCAUUUCAAUCGCUUCGGGGAAAAAACACCCACCACGUCGCUUCGGAAACCACCCCGGGCCCGCAUGCUUUGCUCCGCUUCGUCCAUUGGGGACCUCCCCGUGGACGUUGUCCUUCCCGUCGUUCCGUCGUUCCGGUGGGCGGCCAGUAUGUACUGGCUCAGCUACGAGACUUGCGAGCUCGGAGUCGGAAGCUUCUGGAGGAGCUGCAAAUGGAUCAGCCGGUGAGGUCCAAAGACCUGUCCGCCUGGGCGAAGCAACUGGAGGACAUGGACGAUGCGGAGAACCUGGUGCCGCGCAAGGACUGCCUGCGGCCCUGCGGGGCCCUGGGGCCUUCAUGGGCCUUCCCUGGUGCUGGGGUCGGUGGGGUUGGUGCGGUCCAAGUGGUAAGGGUCAAGAGGGGCUCUCGACUUCAUCUAAGAUAUCUAAGGCUCUCGGAGCUAGGGAUUCUUCCUGUGACUUGUUCGACUUGUUCUGCACCCGUGAUGGGGCGGUGCUGAUGGGCACCAGUUCGGAGGCGUAAGGACGUUUCGUGACCUGACUGGAGAUGUUUUGCUCUGGCGUUGGGUCUGUGUUUUCCCACCGUUUGGUCGAAGUGCCAUUCUUUCUCCUGCUCGAUGCUUUCCCUUUUUUCUUGGCCCCUUUCAGAGGACUCAGGGAAAGUAUGAGAAAGUAAAUGAAUCACAAUCAUCAUGAAUUCUACGCUUUCCUGAACCAAUCAUGGAAGUGGACAACAACCUCUUUGUAUUGGCCGAGAAUUCUGCCCUUGCCAUUUCGAUGGGGCAACGCCCAGGGCGAACGUCUUCUGCUGUGCGUCACAGGCUCCCAGUCUCCUGAAGUCCAGUAUGCCAUAGCAAUCCUGAAUGGAGAAAACCAAGCAGUCAAUUCCAGGCGCACAUGGCCUCAGCGCAUUUGGAUGCAGAGAUCGUGGAUUGACGCAAAGCAC